CCUGCACAAAUAGGGCUGGAGGGGCGGGGCGACCAAAAUUUCGCGCCAAGGUGGCUGACCUAGCGGGGUUGGGAGUCCAGCGCUAGCUCGCAAGUGUUUCCUGCAGCUGUCAUGGUUCGUCCGCUAAACUGCAUCGUCGCUGUGUCCCAGAACAUGGGCAUCGGCAAGGACGGGAACCUGCCCUGGCCUCCACUCAGAAAUGAAUUCAGGUAUUUCCAAAGAAUGACUACAGUCUCUUCAGUAGAAGGUAAACAGAAUUUGGUGAUUAUGGGUAGGAAGACCUGGUUCUCCAUUCCAGAGAAGAAUCGACCUUUAAAGGACAGAAUUAAUAUAGUUCUCAGUAGAGAACUCAAGGAACCUCCAAAGGGAGCUCAUUUUCUUGCCAAAAGUCUGGAUGAUGCCUUAGAACUUAUUGAAGAUCCAGAAUUAACAAAUAAAGUAGACAUGGUUUGGAUAGUGGGAGGCAGUUCUGUUUAUAAGGAAGCCAUGAACAAGCCAGGCCAUCUUAGACUAUUUGUGACAAGGAUCAUGCAAGAAUUUGAAAGUGAUACGUUUUUCCCAGAAAUUGAUUUUGAAAAAUAUAAACUUCUUCCAGAAUACCCAGGUGUUCCCUUGGAUGUCCAGGAGGAAAAAGGCAUUAAGUACAAAUUUGAAGUAUAUGAAAAGAACAAUUAAUGUGAAAAUGUUUUCCGAUCUAUUUCAAGCCUUUCUCCCCCCACAAAAAACUAUAUAUUUUUUGUUGUAGAGACUUUGUUCACUUUAGAUCUAUUACUUCUAAUCAAUGUAUUUUUAUUCCCUAUUAAUCUUUUUUUUAUUAAUUAUUAUUGGAGUAUACUUGCUUUACAAUCUUGUUAGUUUCUGCUGUAGAGCAAAGUGAAUAAGCUAUACAUAUACAUAUAUCCCCUCUAUCAAGACAGCCCGAAGUGGGAGGGUCCCCUGGUGGCUAGAGUUGAAAUCAUAUUCUGUAGAGGUAGGGAGUAAGUCUAAAGAUCAGAAAUGGACCCUAAACAGGAAAACUAGCAUUCAGUUAUUAAAUCAAAAGAGGGACUAAGAAUUACUCCAUGUAGAUCACACUACUGAAAAAAAUUCUGUUCACUCAGACCAUUCCACAAGGAUAGUGAUGAACAGGUACAACACUACCUUUUGAUGGUUAAGGGAACGUCUGAGACCUUUAAAAACUUUGUUUCUGAACUUCAGUGAGAUUUCACAGGAUGUUACAAUGAUAGAAGAAGAAUUGGCUGCUCUUUACAAAAAAGGAUAAUCUAAAAUCAAGCAUAAUGGCUAAAAUUUUAAAAGGUAAUAAAUUGAGAAUAAAUGUUGCUAGAAACCAAAAUUAGUAAGUUAGAAACUAAACAUCACAGAAUUAAAAAAUGAAGACUAAACCAUGUUUUACCCAUCUUGUUAGCAAAGAUUUAGAUUACUAAUAUAAAAAAAUAGUAUUUUCUGCCUUAUAAAUUGGUACAACCUUUUUAGUGUGUAAGUUAGCAAUAUCAAUUAAAAUUCAAAAUAUUCUGGGUUUGGACCCAGGACUUCCACUUCUAAAAGUUAUUCCUGAACAAAGAGAUGGGCCCAAGAAUAUUUGUUGCAAAAUUUUGUUUUAAACUUAGAAAGAACCCAAUGUUGAUUAAUAGAACGAUUUAAUAUGUCUAUAAAAUGUAACAUCUGCAGCAGUAAAAAAAGGAUGACUGAAAAAUGCCAAAAACUGCUAAGAAGCAACUUAUGUAUCAACUCAAAAUGUUUAAUAGAUGUUAAUGUGUGGGGAAAAGCAUGUGGCAAACUAUUGACAGUACCAGUUUGGAGUGUUAUUUUCUGCAUUAGGUAUGUCUAUUGUGAUUAGACUUUUUGAAGUAUUAUGUGCUUAUUUUUAUUUUAAAAAAUGACUUAAUAAAUAGAGCCCUUUAUGUUUAGCAAUAAAAUUAGGAUACAGACCAUCAGAAAUAAAAAGAAAUGUCCUAAAAUCUUCAUAGAGGGAAAAGACAGAUCACACAGAAAAAUAGGAACCAAUACUGCGGAAGACUUACAAACCACAAGAAAACAGUGGUGCUCUGCAAGGAACAUAACCAGAAAACUAUUAGUAUCCAGAAUUUAUAGAUCUUAGAUACUAACACGAAAAAGAAGGAAGCCAAUUAGAGAAGAGGAAACUCAAAUGACCAAAAAUAUAUAUAAAGAUGUCCCUGCCUAAUUGGAGAAAUGCAAAUUAAAACUACAGCAAGGUACCAACCACACACAGCAGAUGUGGCAUUCUCACUAAUACCAAUUUUUUGGUAGAUGAUAUCAGACAGCACCAGUUGGUGUGUGGAAAAGUAAAACCGGGAAGGUGAGAGGGCCAGUUCAAGGUCAGCGAGCAGGUUCCCAUUGGGUUGCAAACUCAAAACUGCUGAAAUAUCUGGGAAAUGGAGGGGAGGAAAGCUGGAGUAUUUAUCCCCCACUCACUGAUGGGGGCUACUCCCAGUGUUGUCAACGCCCUGACCUGUGUAUUACUGAACACACCAACUACUAGACAGAGUCCCAGGUGUUGCAGUAAGAGGCUGCUGACAUGCUCAGUUCAGUCGCUCAUUCGUGUCCGACUGUUUGUGACCCCAUGGACUGCAGCACGCCAGGCUUCCCUGUCCAUCACCAACUCCCAGACUUUACUCAAACUCACGUCCACUAAGUCAGUGAUGCCAUCCAACCAUCUCAGCCUCUGUCGUCCCCUUCUCCUCCCGCCUUCAAUCUUUCCCAGCAUCAGGGUCUUUUCCAAUGAGUCAGUUCUUCGAAUCAGGUGGCCAAAGUAUGACAUGCUCAGGACCAGCAAAUUCCAUGUUUAUGAUUAUGUACAAUUUCAUACUUCUUUUAUAGUAAAAAGUAUAAAGGCACAGAUAGUUUAAAGUAUUUUACAAUUUUAAAAUACAUAGAAGCAUGAAGACCAAUUAAUUACAGGUUCAGGAGAGGAAUGUUGGUAAUUCAGACUAGAGAAUUGGGUACAGUAAAAAAAUUGAUUCAGGAUAGAUUUAAAAGUUGGAGGUAACAGGAUUUUCUGGUGGCAUUUGAUUUUGGCUGUGGACCUACUGAAUUUGAAAUACCUGUAAGGAAAGAAAAAGGGAAUGAAAGAAAAACUGAAAUAAUAGAACCAUGCUGUUAAAAUUCUGAGAAAUUAUUUUUAACUGAUAAAUCUGUGCUAAGUCACUUCUAUCAUAUAUUCAAUCUUGUAAUAAAUUCUAUCUGGCAUCCCCA
Molecule: messenger RNA, 3213 nt
Organism: Dama dama (fallow deer)
Lineage: Eukaryota; Metazoa; Chordata; Mammalia; Artiodactyla; Cervidae
Gene: DHFR
Product: dihydrofolate reductase
Exons: 6
Coding region: 112-675 (187 amino acids)
Biological process (GO): folic acid metabolic process; dihydrofolate metabolic process; glycine biosynthetic process
Cellular component (GO): mitochondrion
Molecular function (GO): NADP binding; dihydrofolate reductase activity
Source: RefSeq, a predicted model, not a curated record